This is a messenger RNA of Brassica napus (rape), 357 nucleotides long. Its product is annotated as dirigent protein 9-like. The transcript has a single exon. NCBI's taxonomy places the organism in Eukaryota, Viridiplantae, Streptophyta, Magnoliopsida, Brassicales, Brassicaceae. Bases 1 to 357 code for a protein of 118 amino acids. The record is from RefSeq and is a predicted model, not a curated record.
AUGACCAAAGCUCAUCACAUAACCAUCCUUCUCUUCCUCAUAUCCGCCAACUUCCUCGCAUUCAUCAACUCAGCUAGACUUCUUGAUGAGAUCCAACCUCAGUCUCAGUUAGUGCUGGCCAAAUCCCCACCGUUGCUCCAACCGAAGCUGAGGAAGAACCAGCACCAGCAACUACACUCCCAUCUGGUCCGUCCAGCAGGGGCUGGACACGAGCCAUUACUAGAGUUCUUUAUGCACGACGUCCUAGGCGAGUCACACCCAUCAGCUCGUGUGGUCACUGGAAUAGUAGCACAUACCGAAGUGAACGGUAUACCAUUCUCAAAGGCCAGCAACAGCAUCUUCCCUGUAGACUGUUAG